UAACCAAAAUUACAUCCUUUCUAUCGCCAGCAUCCUUCAUCUCGUUGCCGUGGUAUUCCUUCCUACAACGUGCUUGACGUCUCGCAUAGGUGUGGUAAAGAUAGUGUGACUCCUUGGGAGACCCAUUUCACGUAAUUAACAAGUGGCUAAUAAUCUGCGACUUUUCCGAUAAAGUGGAGAAUGGGCUUAGUUUUCUGAGUGCCGUGUACAACAAUGUGAAAUGUGAAGAACUGGCAUAGUUUUUCGGAUAGUGUUAAACUCUCGGAAUAGUUGUUAUAAAGAUUGUAAUUCGAUCAUAAACAGCAAUGGCGGUUGGUCGUGUAGCAGGGACGGGGAAUAUCGGAUAUUCUUCAAACUAUCGCGGAGGAGGUAGAUCCUACCAUGGAGGAAUAAAUGAAGAAAUAAUAUGGAUCAGUAUUGGAAUGGCUAUUACUAUAGGCAUUCUAAUCACACUGGCACUGAUCUAUCUUGCUUAUGAGAAGUGCCAAAAACGACGAAACCAUUAUAUUCACGCGUAAAAAUGCCCGUUUUUGGAGAACGAUGCAAUGCGUAUGGACCAACACUACCUGGUAACAAUCUUUUACCCAGAAGUAAUUAUAAUCAAAGAUCGUUUCACCUUCAGUCAAAUAUACAAUUAUUUUUGAGCACUAAAAUGUUGAAAAGGCUAGCACCAUUUAGGUCAAAGAAAAAAUGUUAUACUGGAUAAGUAAUUACAUGUACCGAUGUGUAAUGAGUCAUUAAGCGAACGAUAAAUGUUUCCAAAAAAAAACAUUCGGUUUU
Messenger RNA from Aedes albopictus (Asian tiger mosquito), 780 nucleotides. RefSeq lists its product as uncharacterized. The transcript has 4 exons. The coding region runs from base 306 to 518 and encodes 70 amino acids. The record is from RefSeq and is a predicted model, not a curated record. NCBI's taxonomy places the organism in Eukaryota, Metazoa, Arthropoda, Insecta, Diptera, Culicidae.